Echinops telfairi (small Madagascar hedgehog) is the source of this 1884-nucleotide messenger RNA. It is a transcript of the gene CATSPERD, whose product is annotated as cation channel sperm associated auxiliary subunit delta. The coding region runs from base 1 to 1884 and encodes 627 amino acids. The transcript is spliced from 17 exons. Gene Ontology annotation, biological process: sperm capacitation; flagellated sperm motility. Gene Ontology annotation, cellular component: sperm principal piece; CatSper complex. NCBI's taxonomy places the organism in Eukaryota, Metazoa, Chordata, Mammalia, Afrosoricida, Tenrecidae. The record is from RefSeq and is a predicted model, not a curated record.
AUGCACUGCAUCUCACUGUCGAGAAAGAAUGUCUUCUUCACCCAGGAUAACUUUGUCAACAUCAUCCCGUUCACCGUCCCAAAGGCACUGGAGGGACUCAGUCACAAUAUUUUUGCCUAUACGCAAAGCGAGGCGAUAGCCAAGGCGAACAUCUACUACUCCAAAACCUUGGGCAAAAUGUUCCAGAAGUACACCUUUGAGCACAAGAAAACCACGGUCGGUCUGUUGGGCGGGAUCUUCCCCUUCUAUUCCUUAUCCCAGCAUGCACUGCUGGUGGUCAGGGGGGAAAAGGCCAAUUUCAUGUACACAGAACACCCCCUCAACAGAAGCCUUGGGCUGACCUUUGACUACAGAGAGAGUCUCAAUGUUGUCCUGGCCUCUGGCCUGAAAGGCAUUUUGGUCCUCUGGUAUAGAAGAACCCUGCUCAUUUCCCGGAACGCAGGCCAGCUGGUCAAGGACAUCACUGUGAACCAGGGCUCGCGAAUCAUACACAAUUCCAUUGACUUGGCCAACAUCACCAUCGCCACCGUUGCCGUAGAACAGAAUGAGGUGGCCAUUUUCACAAAGCACCACGGCGUGUAUUACGGCAGUCUGGGGAGCCUGUCUGACUCCAUCAUCCACAUUACAAACACAGUUACCUGGUCUGAAGACAAGGUCCUGACAUUCACGGACCAGGGACUACUUCAGAUCUUCGUCCUGACCCUGAACAGGGCAUCGUCCGCCGUUGACCUUUUGCAAUGUGAAUUAAACAUCCAGGAGAUAUUCAUGGACCCCAGGCUCGAAGUGGACUCUUGCCAGAUAGAAUACAUCUCCGGGCACUUUGCGGGCAAGAUGUUUACCAUGGACAUGAAAAGCCGCUUGGAGUUGUUCGCGAUUGUGAUACCCCAGUUGCGCAGACCCCCAGUUCCACUAGUCACCGUGAGCAACCCGCACUCCUUGGGCCUGGAGGUGGACAUCAGGGAGAAGAACUACACCAUGGAUGGGAAUUUCGUCUUUCAAGUGGUGAGCUUCGGUGCCCCUCCACGCCCAGCCCAGCCCAGCGCAGGGCCAGGGCCUCCCCUCCCCCUCCCAGCCCAGGUUCAAACGCUGCGGGGUCUGGUGGAGGGCAUUAAACGGCCCACGUUAUCCUCUGUCACUGUGGACAUGGCCAACAAGGAAAUCUCCUGCAUGGACUUCCAGCCAAUGACGGCGCUCAUUUCGAUUGGAUGUGACCUGGGCAAGAAGAUCAUCGUUCAGAACAACUUCUCUGCCUGCUCCAAAGGCGUCCUGGACCCCGUGGUGCUGCAGGACAAUUACACCUACACCAUCGAGAAGGAGGCCUAUGACCCCAAGUACCUGCAUCGAAAGGCCAACAAAGACUUGAUUGCAUAUUACCCCUACAACCUACUCGGCUGCCCCCUCCUCCUCUACUACGACUACCCAUGGAAGCCAGUGGUGGAAUUCUCCAUGACGGCCGAGGACGCCAACUGCAAAUGGCAGCCGCAGAACUGGAGCACCAUUAUAGCCAAGGAGGGCCUGCCUUUCCGCUGGUCCCGAGAGAACUAUGAGAGCUGCCACGAGUCUGAAGAGGGGCCCCCUUUGAAGUGGCCUGAUGUCCCUUAUGAGAUCGUGGGUGGCCCAACCGACAACAAACUCAUUUUUAACCAAAGGAACGGAAUCUAUAUCUUCUGGCUCUCCAUUGUGGACCCCUACUACAGCUACUGUACCCUGCAGACCACCUUCAGCAUCUACGUUUUCGGAGCCUUCCCCAUGGCCAUCUUCCCCAUGGAGCUGCUGAUAGUGCUCAUGAUCGUCUCCGUGCUGCUGUCUCUGUGGCUGGUCUACGCCCUCCCCAAGACCCAGCUCUGGGCCCGCCUCUUCCACAAACACAAACACGUUUCCUAA